AUGCUUACUGUCGCUACUGCUGCCAUCACCACCACCAUCACCACCAAGAGCGCGGCAAAUCCAUGGUCCUUUUUCAUGCGUUAUUGGGCUUACCUCAGCCGCUGCCUUGGCCUGGUGCGGUGCUGGUGCUGGUGCCAUGUGGGAAAACAGGAAAAGAAGGAAAAAAAAAAGGCCGCGUCUGAAACACUCGAUGGCAUGCCACCCAAGCAGAGGCAGCAGCAGCAACAUCAUCAUCAUCAUCAUCAUCAUCAGCAGCAGCAGCAGCAGCAGCAGCACCAACUAUAUGGACUUCGCACCAUGCGUCGUCUCCCGUCCCCCCCUCUGGACGCGCUCGACAAGCGGCACCGCAAUGGUGGCGACGUGCAGCUGACCUGCACACGACCUUGUCGCACCAUCCAGGAUAGACGUGGUGCUGGCCACUGGGAGACGGCGGCUGCUCGUCUUGCAUCAUGGCUGACGUUUCUGCGUGAGCCGGGCGUGGCCAGUCUCGCUCCAGCGUUGGGCGACGCGUGUGGCAAAGGAUUUACUUUCUGCAUUCGCUGCAGGAAACAUUGCGCGAUGUCGCUCCAUGACUUUAGGCUCGCAGGACGCAUGGUUGGGGGGGUGCAGCUGUUGGGCAUCGUGAGACGUCGCUACCGCUCUUUUUCUGUUUGCGCCGGCGCGGGAAAGCAUGGCCAAGUGUCGCAGGGCCGGCCAGAUGACGAGGCGGACGGGCAAGACGACGACGGCGGCGACGACAUGGGCUCUACCACCGUCAUCCGCGUUGCUUCUGCACUGGGCGAGAGCGGUGAUACUGCGGGCGGUGCGGCCGUGUUUGGUGUGUGA
Molecule: messenger RNA, 825 nt
Organism: Exserohilum turcica Et28A
Lineage: Eukaryota; Fungi; Ascomycota; Dothideomycetes; Pleosporales; Pleosporaceae
Exons: 2
Coding region: 1-825 (274 amino acids)
Source: RefSeq, a predicted model, not a curated record